AAAAGUACGUACAUAUCUGUAUAUAUUGGAAAGGAAGACAACUGAGCAGUUAUAAUCUUAUGUACACACAUACAUAAAAAAUAAAAAGUAAUAACAGCAAUAUGUCGAACAAAAUUCAAGUCUCCCUUCCUGAGGAGGAAUUGGAUUGGAUUCAAUUACGCCAAGACCUGGGACCUGUUAUCGAGGUAGAAACAACGAAGGAAAAGCUUCAGCGCAAGAUAAAAGAGAACCCGCUGGUUCCUCUGGGGUGCCUGGCGACCACUGCGGCUCUCACAGCUGGUUUAUACAACUUUCGCACUGGAAAUCGCAAGAUGUCGCAGCUGAUGAUGCGCACUCGAAUCGCGGCUCAGGGGUUUACCGUUUUUGCUCUGAUUGUCGGCGUCGUUAUGACUUACACCGACAAAAAAUAGCACUUUUAUAAUGUUAUGAACCAAAAUAUAUAGGUUGAAUUUAAAUUCUGUUUCGUUAUUCUAGCACGUUACAAAAGUUACCACCUACGAAUACUAACUUAUAUAUGUAAAUGUAUAAAUAUAUGUUAACUUUAUAUAUAUAGUUUCUAAAAGAUACCAACAAAUCUUACUUUUGCAAUGUGUCGAUUAUAAUAUGGGUACUUUAUAGUUCGUGCUGUGAUUAACCAAUAGGUUUUAAGAGUUAUACAAAACAAGCACAUUAAUAAAUUGCAUAAAUCACCAAUUAGUUUGACACUCAAAAUGUCUCCAACUUAUACUUGA
Drosophila rhopaloa is the source of this 731-nucleotide messenger RNA. Its product is annotated as HIG1 domain family member 2A, mitochondrial. The record is from RefSeq and is a predicted model, not a curated record. Gene Ontology annotation, cellular component: mitochondrion. NCBI's taxonomy places the organism in Eukaryota, Metazoa, Arthropoda, Insecta, Diptera, Drosophilidae. The transcript has 3 exons. Gene Ontology annotation, biological process: mitochondrial respirasome assembly. Bases 102 to 410 code for a protein of 102 amino acids.